GGUGGAAAGAGCUGUUAAAAAAAAUCCCUAGAAAAGUUUUUGCAACCUAACCUUUAAAUUUUAGACAACAUUUUUCAUGAAGCUGAAUGUAGAUCGAGGGAUAAAGUAAUUUUCAUUUGGGAAAAUAAUUUAAACAUUUGAAGAACAAAAACCAUGGCAUCGAAAGUGUCACUACUUACGCUAUAAAACACAUUUCUGUGCAACGUUCGUUUCCGGCUGUUCUGAGCUUGGGUUCGUCAAAGGAAACACCGCACGCGACAAUAACAAAAAACGUGUAAACAUAAGAUUGAAUAAUACUUUCUUCUGAGUGCAGCUUGUAGAAAGUCGUGAAUUUCAGAGUGGAAAUCAUUGAACUACAGAUUUAUAAGGAAUGGCACAUUUGAAUGCUGGUGUAGCGAAAAUGUCUAAAGGUUUUCACUUUGCGGAUAAAGAAAUUUCGAAUGAAAUGGUAGUUGAUGCAAAUGCAAGCAACAUUGCUCGAGAAGAUUUGCAAUGUUUUGUAUGCGAUGCAAAAGUGCAAGGAAGGCACUACGCUUUAGCAACUUGCAGAACCCAAAGCACCAGAACUCGUGUUAUAGAAAAAUUAGGAGAACUUGUUGGGGAAAGGUAUAUGGUUGUAAUUUCCGAAGACGACGUCAUUUGUCGCAGCUGUGCGAACUUGAUCAACACUUUAGAUCGCCUUGAAAGUGAAAUGAAUGGAGUUAAGAGCACAGUUCUGCGGUAUCUAGAACGUAAAUAUUGCCUAGAUGAGGGAGAACUUCUCAACAACAACGUGUCAGUUAAACAUGGCCAACCACCCCACCUCACUCAAACUGGCGAGAGCGACAAGAAAAGAAAGGCGUUCAAUCUUGUGGAUGAAUCUGUUUCCAAGAACAAACAAAAGAAAUCAAUUGCAUUACAGUGUGACAAGUGCAAAUAUACGACGGAUUAUAAUACCUUCAUGGUUCAUCACAUCAGGCAGCAUGUUAACCAAAAGAUAAAUUGCGACAGAUGCGGAGUUCAAUUCGUGGGGAACAAUCAGCAGAAUAAUGCACAUAGUUGUAAAGAAAAACAGAAACGGACUGAGCUUGCUAAUUCAAAUGAAUUAGACACAGGAACUCCAGCCGUAGAUAUAAAUGUUUUCCCUAUGGAGAAUGGCGAUCUAACGGAGGAUCAUAUAACCACACAAGAUCAAAACGUUUCUAUAAAAGAAGAUCAGGAUCAUAAAGUGUUUGAUUUACCAAAUCUCGAAGCUGACGACGUUUCAACUCAUUACGUUGUGCCAGAACCUACUGAAGAGUUUCUUAUCCAAGGGGAAGAAAUGGGCGAUAAUUCGAAAUCGACAAUGCUAGAAGACACGGAUUCGAACAGAGAAAUACUUCUCCAAAAGAAAGAUAUCCCCACCAAACAGAUCUUGACUGUUGCAGAAGAUGGAAGUUUAGAAAUGAUGGAAGUGGGAGCUUGGGAGGAAAAGAAUGCGAAUUUGAAAGGAGACCAGCCCUAGAACUUGAAGUGAAUAAUCUACAAUUUCAUAUACACAUAUUUAUUUUUUCCGUAUAGUUAAAUUUUGAGAAACUACAUUUGAUUAAUAGAUUUAUAGUUCCAGGCAAAAUUCUAACUAUGUCAAGCACGAGACAUUUCGUUAUAUUGGUUUCAUUUUUUGUUACCAAUAUUUCCAGAUAAUAAUUUAGUCUUCGAAAAUUCUUCUCCAGUGUUCGAAAUUUGUUGACUCGUUUCUUGUCUGGUUUGAAUGAAGUCUUUGAUCGCUUUUAUUAUUUCACUGAGCGUCGUGUUUCCGGCAUCUUUAAAUUUUUCCAUAUUUUCAUUUGCUUGCUCCUCUACACCCCCUGUCUGUGAAAAACAAAAUAUAUUUAGUGAAUUAUAAUUUUUGAGUGAAGUUAAGGACAUUUUCGUAUGACAUCCUCGGAUUUUCUAGAUGCAAGAGGUAGAUACUAAUUCAAAAAUGUUUUUAUUCUGGUUGGUUAAGUUAUUCCAAACCAAUUAUUUUAUUUUAUUCCAUUAAAUGAUUCAGUUAAAUGCAAUGUAAAUAUCUUUAUUCUAUUGUCUACUUUUUGAAUAAAAUAUAAGUUAAGAAAAUGUUUGAAACUCUAAUGAAAACGAAUUAAAUAUUAAGAAAUGGAAAUAAGUUUAGUAACUGGAUUAUGUACUUCAGUUCCAAAAGUAUUUCCCUCAGUUGAGGUAGUUGUAUUGUCUUGAGGUGCAGAAUGUAGAUAUUAUAAUUUAAAAUAUGAAAAACCAUGUCUAAUUUUUGUAUUCUAAAAUAAAAAAUAUACUGAAGCUUUUAAAUGUGA
Molecule: messenger RNA, 2291 nt
Organism: Belonocnema kinseyi
Lineage: Eukaryota; Metazoa; Arthropoda; Insecta; Hymenoptera; Cynipidae
Exons: 5
Coding region: 371-1483 (370 amino acids)
Source: RefSeq, a predicted model, not a curated record